AAAGGUUAAUUAAAAUAAAUCGAAUUAGGGUUUCAAUGAACAUUGAUUGCACAGUUAAUGUUUCCCACCAAAUCCAAUCCUCUCUGAGCCUUUCCUCUUCAAAGCUUUCAUCUUUACUUUGCAUGAUUUGAUCCCCAAACCAAAAAAAGUCGAUUCCUUUCUUUCUUGAUUCAUCUCGCGAUGACUGAAGUCCUUCACUUUCCUUCAUCCCCAAGCGCCUCCUCCUCCUCCUCACCUUCCCCAUCCAAUGCCACUCUCCUCCUCACCUCCGACCAUCGCCGUUCAAACCCAGUUCCCGGAUUCCCCCAAGGUGUUGACUUUCACCGCUCAAUCGAACAGCAAAAUCAAGAUUUGGUCGACGAAGACGACGACGACGGGGAAGGUCAGCAGAUAUCUUUGCUGGCGCUCCUGGUCGCCAUUUUCAGGAGAUCUCUUGUCGCUUGCAAGAGCAACCGCAGGGAGCUCUGUAGCAUGGAGAUCGGUUGGCCCACCAAUGUCCGCCACGUGGCGCACGUGACUUUCGAUCGGUUCAACGGCUUCUUGGGCUUGCCCGUUGAGUUCGAGCCUGAGGUUCCCAGACGAGCUCCCAGCGCUAGUGCAACAGUCUUUGGGGUUUCAACGGAAUCGAUGCAGCUAUCGUAUGAUUCAAGAGGCAACUGUGUACCAACCAUACUCUUGUUGAUGCAAAACUGCUUAUACGGUCAAGGAGGCUUGCAGGCAGAGGGUAUUUUUAGACUCACUGCUGAGAAUAGUGAGGAAGAGGCAGUAAGGGAGCAACUAAACCGAGGGUUUAUACCGGAGAGAAUUGAUGUUCACUGUUUGGCAGGGCUUAUCAAGGCGUGGUUUAGAGAACUCCCUACGAGUGUUCUUGAUGUGUUGUCCCCUGAACAAGUCAUGCAAUGCCAAACGGAAGAGGAAUAUGUCGAGCUCGUUAGGCUUCUUCCACCUACUGAGGCUUCUCUGCUUGAUUGGGCCAUCAAUCUUAUGGCUGACGUUGUUCAGUACGAGCAUGUUAACAAGAUGAACUCACGCAACAUCGCUAUGGUUUUCGCUCCUAAUAUGACUCAGAUGGAUGAUCCAUUGACAGCGCUGAUGUACGCGGUUCAAGUGAUGAACUUCCUCAAGAUGCUGAUAGAAAAAACUCUAAGGGAAAGGCAAGACUCUGUAGUAGAGCAAGCUCACGUUGUACCUUUAGAACCUUCUGAUGAGAGCAGCGGUCACCAAAGCCCUUCACAGUCUUUGGCUUUUGAUCCUACUGAACAGAGUGAAGAGACGCAAUCAGAGUACAUUGAAGAUGCAGAGAAUCAGAGUCCAAGCAGCAGUGAGAUAUCAGAUGAAUCAACCUUUGAGAACACUGCCAGGAGUUACUCAGAAACAGAGAGAAAAAGUAGUGUGCAAGUGAUGGUCAUGGCUCCUCAGGCUCAGUGGCCUGUGGGUAGAACGAAAGGUUUGAGCAACUUGAGCCGUGUAGGUUCGAGGGUAGAGCGUACUGAAGCUUGGCGGUGAAGACAAAGGAGCAGAGCAAACCCUUGAGGAGCCUUUAAAAUCAAAUUGUUGGUUGACCUGUUUUGUAUUUGUUAAUGUUCUGUUCAUGUCGUUUCUAUUCUUUUUAUCCAUGUUCUCAGUGUGCUUUCUUUUUGUUGGACCGUCCAUACCAAUGGUUAAUCAAACUUGUAAACCAUGUUGAACCGGUCUCUCUCGGGCCUUUGACGAUGUUAUGAUGAAACAUGUUCUUCUCAUC
Messenger RNA from Brassica rapa (field mustard), 1741 nucleotides. RefSeq names its product rho GTPase-activating protein 1. Gene Ontology annotation, molecular function: GTPase activator activity. Gene Ontology annotation, biological process: signal transduction. The record is from RefSeq and is a predicted model, not a curated record. Lineage: Eukaryota; Viridiplantae; Streptophyta; Magnoliopsida; Brassicales; Brassicaceae.